AUGGGGAUCGAAGAGCUGAGUGUGAGGAAUGGCCGUGCGGUGUCUGACCGGUGGGCCGACAGCGUGGUGGUGCGACCCCGGACCCCUGAGCGCCACAUCACCGUGCACAAGAGGCUCAUGCUGGCCUUCGUUGUCUCCAUCGUGACACUCAUGGUGGUGACGGCUGUCGCCGUGACAUUGGCUGUCAGCUUUGAGAAAUGCAGCAGCAGCGAGAACAUGGUUCCACCUGGUACCGGAUCCAAUCAGUCACGAGACAAAAGUGGUGAACAGAAAGGUGGAGAUGUGCAGCCAUGGCGGCGUUUACGCUUACCGACAGCACUGCGGCCUCACCACUAUGACCUCCAGCUCUCUGUCUACAUGCACAACUUCACCUUUUCUGGCGAGGUGAGCAUCGAGUUCGAGUGUGUGAACGCCACCAAAUUCAUCGUGCUGCACACCAAUGGGCUGCAUGUAGAGAAGGUGUCUGUGUACUCCGACAGUAAGAAACCCGGCACCAUGAGGAUCCACCGGCACUUCUGGUACCCGCACAACCAGGUGUACGUUGUCGCUCUGCACCGGGAAAUGAAGCCGCUAAGAAGGUAUAAAAUCAACAUGACCUUCCAGACUCAGAUCCAGAACCAGCUGCUGGGAUUUUUCCGUACCUCCUACAUGCUGCACGGAGAGAGAAGGUACGCGGCCGUGACUCAGUUCUCUCCAACUCAUGCGAGGAAAGCUUUCCCGUGUUUUGAUGAGCCCAUCUACAAAGCCACCUUCAGCGUGACACUGAGACAUGAUGCUUCCUACCAGUCCGUCUCCAACAUGCCCAUCAUGUCGUCCAGCCUGGACGAGGACGGCUGGCUCACCAAUCGCUUCUCCAAGACGCCACGUAUGUCCACUUAUUAUGUGUCCUGGUCCGUGUGUGACUUCAGCUCUCGAGAGACGAUGACACACAACGGAGUGAUGAUACGGCUGUUUGCUCGGCCUGAUGCCAUUCAGAGCGGAUCGGGAGAUUACGCUCUGCACAUCACCAAGAGCCUCCUCAGCUUCUAUCAGGAUUACUUCAGAGUCAAAUACCCCCUGCCCAAACUAGAUCUCCUAGCUGUACCAAAACUCCCAUAUGCGGCAAUGGAGAACUGGGGUCUGAGUGUGUUUGUGGAGCAGAAAAUUCUGUUGGAUCCUGAUGUCUCGUCUUUCUCCUACCAGAUGGAGCUCACCAUGGUGGUGGUGCAUGAGAUCUGUCAUCAGUGGUUAGGGGACCUGGUCACUCCAGUUUGGUGGGAUGACGUUUGGAUUAAAGAGGGAUUUGCUCAUUACUUUGAGUAUGUGGGGAGCGACUUCCUCUUCCCAAAAUGGAACAUGGUGAGUGAUAAACAGAGGUUCCUGACUGACGUUCUCCAUGAAGCCAUGCUGCUGGACAGUAUGGCAACAUCUCAUCCCAUCUCACAGGAGCUUUUCCAAGUCGCCGACAUCCACCAAGUUUUUGACUGGAUCUCUUACAAAAAGGGAGCUGCGCUGAUUCAUAUGUUGGUCAACGUCAUGGGACAGACUGCAUUUCAGAGAGGCAUCAAUGAUUAUUUAGUGACGCACGAGUACAGAAACACAGCAAGGGACGACUUGUGGAGCUCAUUUUCACAGGCCAUGCACAGGGAAGGGAAGGACAUCAACAUAAAGGAGGUGAUGGAUGGCUGGACUCUGCAGAUGGGUUACCCCGUGGUCACCAUCAGCAAGAACGAGAACCUGGAGAAUGCUGUCACCAUCAGCCAGGAACACUUCCUCUACAACACGGAUGCCAAGAUCCACCACCAUCAGCUUUUUAACAGAAGUUUGCAGUGGCAGAUCCCGCUGAACCUGGCAUUGGGAAACUUCAGUCACAUGUCGUCUGAGUCUCUCAUCUGGAUCUAUAAUAAAACAGAGACCCACCGAGUAGGAUGUAUAGGUGAGGAGACAUGGUUACUAGGCAACAUCAAUCAGAUGGGCUACUUCAGGGUGAACUAUGACCUCCACAACUGGAGACUCCUGAUCCAGCAGCUGAUGAUCAACCCCACAAUCAUCUCUGUGGAGAAUCGUGCUGGUCUGAUGGAUGAUGUCUUCAGCUUGGCCAGAGCUGGCUAUCUCCCUCAGAACCUCCCACUGCAGAUCAUCUGUUACCUGUCUAAGGAGGAUGAGUUCCUGCCCUGGCAUGCAGUGAGCAGAGCGCUGUACCAGCUGGACAAACUGCUGGACCGCACCGAGGACUACAAUCUCUUUAGUAGUUAUGUGUUGAAGCAGGUGGAACUGAAGUAUCAUAAGCUCGACUGGCCAAGGGUGAAAAUGGGUGACCCCUUCAAGCAGGCCACCUAUCACACUGAUGAGCUCCAGAGGGAGGUGAUCAUGUUGGCCUGUAGUUUUGGGAAUAAACACUGUCACCAUCAGGCCAUGUCACUCGUCUCUGAGUGGAUCUCCAGCAACAAGAACAGGAUUCCCCCCAGCAUACGUGACGUGGUGUACUGCACGGGCGUGUCUCUGAUGGACGAGGACGUGUGGGAGUUCAUGUGGAUGAAAUUUCACUCCUCCACCGCCGUCUUGGAGAAGAAGGUCCUGCUGGAGGCCCUGACCUGCAGUGACAACACCUUCCUGCUCCACAGACUGCUGAAUGCGUCUCUAAACUCGGACCUGGUGCCGCAUCAAGACCUGAUCGACGUCAUCAUCCACGUCGGCCGCAACCCACACGCACGCCAUUUAGCCUGGAGAUACUUCAGGGAGAAGUGGGACAAGCUGAACUCCAGGUUCGGCGAGGCUUUAUUUCUAAACUCCAAAUUAAUCAGUGGAGUGACAGAGUUCCUCAACACACAGAGAGAACUGGAUGAGCUGAAGGACUUCAUCCAGAUGAGAGCUGCUGGACGUUCUGUGUCUGCCUUCUCCCGAGCACUGGAGGUCGUCCGGGCCAACGUGAAAUGGCACGAGCUUUACGGACAGCGCUUCUUCCAGUGGCUGAGGAAAUUUGGCAGUGGCUAAAGAUCAGAGCAGCGUGGAGCCUCAAUCACACAUUUAU
Neoarius graeffei (lesser salmon catfish) is the source of this 3010-nucleotide messenger RNA. Its product is annotated as thyrotropin-releasing hormone-degrading ectoenzyme-like. Lineage: Eukaryota; Metazoa; Chordata; Actinopteri; Siluriformes; Ariidae. The record is from RefSeq and is a predicted model, not a curated record. The coding region runs from base 1 to 2973 and encodes 990 amino acids. Gene Ontology annotation, cellular component: cytoplasm. The transcript has 19 exons. Gene Ontology annotation, molecular function: metalloaminopeptidase activity; peptide binding; zinc ion binding. Gene Ontology annotation, biological process: proteolysis; peptide catabolic process.